This is a messenger RNA of Nipponia nippon (crested ibis), 2760 nucleotides long. The record is from RefSeq and is a predicted model, not a curated record. Lineage: Eukaryota; Metazoa; Chordata; Aves; Pelecaniformes; Threskiornithidae.
AUGACACGAACGGACCCACCUGACAUCCUGGUGUCUACGGUGUACCAAGACAUAAAGGUGGCCACCGCAGCCCCCGGGGAUUCGAUCGUCUGCCAGCCCCUGGCACAAUGUGACGCCUCCAUGUCCUCGUCCCUGCCCCGCGAGCCGCAGCCCUUCAACAAGCGCCAUUGCAGGAGCUUUGACUUCCUCGAGUCACUGGACAGCGCACCGCGGGUGAAGUCCACCUUCACCCCGGUGCCCAUCGCUGUCUCGGCGUCGCCGCCACCGGUCCGGCGUGGGCGGGAGGCACUGCGGGUGGCACGGGAGCCCUCCCGCACCGAGCCCUCACCGCGCCGUGAGACACAGGUUCCCCUGCGGGCGCUGGCUAACGAGGUGCACCCCAUCAAGCUGCAGCCGCAGCGCAGCAGCGUCAGCCGCAUCUCCCCGCUCUGCCUGGGCAGCAACUGCUUCGAGGAGGGGCCGGGCACCAAGAUGGGCGCCAGCCCCCACGUCAAGUGCCGGGUGGACAUCAAGCCAGACGAGGCGGUGCUGGUGCACGCGGCGCGCAACCUGCGGGCAGCCCAGAACCGGCAGGAACUGCCGCGCUGGCCCCGCGCGCCCGGGGCUGCCCGCAGCCUGGCAGUGCCGGGGAGCAGGCAGGCAUCUGCGUCCCGCACGCCCACCCCCAGCGACUCCUACAGCGGGGACCCCCCGCUCCUGCCCUACCCCGGCGAGUACUACGAGGCGGACCCCCGGGCGCUGGCGUACCAGACGGUGCCGGUGCCGGCCUCGCGGGAGUUCAGGGAGUACCCCGAGAGGGGCUGCAUGACCUUCUCGGCCCCCGGCGUCCCUGCCAAGUUCUUCUAUGCGGAGGAGCCAGCGCGGUGCCCCAGCCCUGCCGUGCCCCUCCGCAGCUCUGGCUACGCCAGCUACCCCUACCCCAGCCGCCACAGCAUCCCCCAGCACUUUUAUGCCGAGGACCCGGCCAAAGCUGCUGUCCACACCGUGCCACCCCGGACGUUGUACGUGGAGGAGGCGCGGGGCUACCCGGUGCAGGAGGCGCCCGCCUGCGCCUUCUACGGGGACGAGCCCCGCUUUUACGCCCCCCGCGGCACCCCCGUCAAAACCAUCUACACCGAGGACGCCCGGACGUACCCGGCCCUCGGCUCCUCCGCCCGGGUCUUCUACGCCGAGGACUACGGGAAGUACCGGGAGCGGGAGGUGCUGUCGCGGACGUGCCCCCCGCCCCGCAGUGCCCAGCCCUUGCACUUCAGCGACUGGUACUGCCCCGAGCGGGGCGCGCUGCCCUACCAGACCUUGCAAGUGUCGCGCUUCGCCCCGCAGCCGGCCGGGCGCGAGGCCAUGCUCUCCUCCUGGCACGCCAGCUAUGGCGUAACCCCCCCGCGGCUGGGCCGGGAGACCCAGCACUACUCCAAAUCCUGGGACAACAUCCUGGCGCCGGCGGUGCGCAGGGAGGAGGUCCUGCAGCGCGGGCGCAGCUAUGAGAACCUGCUCGCCCAGGAGCACCACCGUGCCUUAUCCCCCGAGGAGCGCCGGCAGCCGGUGGUGAUCAACCUGUCAAGCUCGCCCAAGCGCUACGCCGCCCUGUCCCUCUCGGAGAGCUCCAUCCUCGAGAGGGUGCACGCCGACGGCAGCCGCGGCCCCCCGGGCCGCUCCUGGUACGUCACACCGGAGAUCACCAUCACCGACAACGACAUCCGCGCCGACGGGCUGGGCAGGAGCGAGAGGCGCUCGGCCAGCUGGGACAUGCUGGAUGGGGGGCGGGAGCGUGGUCCCUACGCCGUGCCCUGCACCCCGCAGCCCGCCCCCAGGGAGAGCGGCUCAGGGCGCCAGCGCCGCCCCGGGCAGCCGGCCAACGCAAGGUGCCGGCGGACGGAGCCCUUGUUCACCCCCUGCCUCUACUUCAAGUCAUGCCACAGCUGCUACACCUACUACUGCUCCCGGCACUGCCGCCGCGAGGACUGGGACACACACAAGGAGAGCUGCGUCUACGGGCGCGUGGGCAGCGUCUGCCGCCACGUCCUGCAGUUCUGCCGGGAGAACGCCGAGGUGCACAAGGCCUUCUCGCGCAUCGCCAAGGUGGGCUACCUCUCCCGCGGCCGCGGCGUCCUCUUCCUGGGCUUCCCCAACGCCGGCUCGGCUGAGAAUUUCCUCCAGUUCGGGCUGGAGAGCCUGCUGAUGUCCCCCACCUACCUGUCCCUGCGGGAGCUGGAGAGCUACUCAGACAACCUGGGGGAGUACGCCCGGGAGCUGCGGGAGACAGGCAACCAGUACGACCCCGAUGAAUGUUUCCUCCUGAAUGUAACUGUGGCCGUCACCCAAAAAGUGCCGGAGAGGCCGUCGCCGAAGAUGCAGGUGCCAACGGUCAGGAAAUACGCCAAGGUGGCCUUAGCCUCCUCCAGCCCCGAGAAGAAGAUCCUGAAGAAGGAGCGGGACAUGGAGACGUUGAUCCUGACACCCCCGCCCGGCACAGCGGACAUCGACAAGGAGGGGGAGGAGGGCCGCAAGGCGCGGGAGGUCUGCUUCAUCAACAUCCAGCGGGAGCUGCGCAUCCGCGGCGUCUUCCUGCGGCACGAGUUCCCCGCCGUCUAUGAGCAGCUCUGCGACUUCGUGGAGAGCAACAAGCGCUUCACCCCCACCACCAUCUACCCCAUCGACAAGAGGACAGGCAAACAGUUCAUGUGCAUGAUCAUGGCAGCCUCCGAGCCCCGCACCCUCGACUGGGUGGCCAGCCCCAACCUCCUGGACGACAUCAUGUGA